AUGGCUUCCCUUCUUCAUCAGCCUGUAGCACCAGAAAAUAACUCUAAAGUUGUAGAACUACAAACCAGUCUAGACUUUAUUACUACAUUUGAGAACACGGGGAUCCAGCCAACAGAUAGAAGCAAAGGCACUCAGAGGGAUGAUGAGGCGGUUUUCAUGACAUGGGAAGACUUGUGGGUGAUUGUUGGAAGUGGAAAGAAUAAAAAACCAAUAUUGCAGGGUCUGACUGGGUAUGCCAAGCCAGGACAGCUUUUGGCCAUAAUGGGUCCUUCAGGAUGCGGGAAAACCACACUCCUUGAUGCUUUGGCAGGAAGAUUAGAUUCAAACAUGCAGCAAACAGGGAAGAUUCUAAUCAAUGGAAACAGACAAGCACUAGCAUAUGGAACAUCAGCAUAUGUCACCCAAGAUGAUGCUAUGCUGUCAACUUUAACAGCCGGGGAAGCUUUAUAUUACUCAUGCCAGCUCCAACUUCCAGAUUCUAUGUCCAUUGAAGAGAAGAAGGAGAGAGCGGACUCUACACUCAGAGAAAUGGGUCUACAAGAUGCCAUCAACACCAGGAUUGGAGGGUGGACUUCAAGAGGCCUUAGCAGUGGACAAAAGAGAAGACUUAGCAUUUGCAUUGAGACUAUAACACGCCCGAAACUUCUCUUCCUUGAUGAACCAACUAGUGGUCUUGAUAGUGCAGCUUCUUAUUAUGUUAUGAGCAGAAUUGCCAGUCUAAACAUAAGGGAUGGCAUUGAAAGAACAAUUGUAGCAUCUAUCCAUCAGCCUAGCAGUGAAGUUUUUCAACUUUUCCACAAUCUCUGCCUUCUGUCUUCUGGUGAAACAGUAUAUUUUGGCCCUGCAUCUGAGGCAAAUGAGUUCUUCGCUUCAAAUGGUUUUCCUUGCCCAAGCCUCUACAAUCCUUCUGAUCAUUUCUUAAAGAUCAUAAACAAGGAUUUUGAGCAGGAUCCUGAAGAAGGGUUUGGUAAAAGAGUAACCACAGAAGAAGCGAUUAAUAUCCUUGUGGAGUCCUACAAGUCAUUUGAAAUUCGCCAACAAAUUCUGAAGGAAGUGGGAGAAAUAAGCGAAAGUGAUUCUGAUGCAUUUGGGAAAAAGAGAACCCAUGCUGCACUCGUUACUCAGUGCCUUGUUCUUAUAAGAAGAUCUUCCCUGCAUAUGUAUCGUGACAUAAGCAAUUACUGGUUACGUCUUGCUGUGUAUGUUGCAAUAGCUAUAAGUCUGGGUACCAUAUUCUAUAACGUGGGCUCAAGUAUUGAAUCUAUUCAGGCUAGAGGAUCGCUGCUCACAUUUUUUACUUCAGUCCUUACUUUCAUAACCCUUAUCGGUGGAUUCCCUCCAUUUUUAGAGGAAAUGAAGGUCUUUAAACGAGAGAGGUUGAAUGGACACUAUGGUGUUACUGCUUUUCUGAUUGGCAACACAUUAUCUGCUAUUCCAUACAUGCUACUGAUAUCUCUGAUACCUGGAGGAAUAGUUUAUUGCCUUUCUGGCCUGCACAAAGGACUGGAGCAAUUUUUGUACCUGACGUCUGUGUUGUUUGCCACUGUUAUGUCUGUUGAGAGCCUCAUGAUGGUUGUUGGGAGCUUCUUCCCCAAUUUCAUAAUGGGGAUGAUCAUUGUUGGUGGAAUUCAAGGAGUCAUGAUAUUACUUGGUGGUUUCUAUAGAUUGCCAAACGAUCUCCCCAAGCCAUUUUGGAGAUACCCUUUAUAUUAUGCUUCAUUCCACAAGUAUGCCUUCCAAGGAUUGUUCAAGAAUGAGUUUGAAGGUUUAACAUUUGCCACUGAUCAUGAUGGAGGCAGCAAAACCACUAGUGGCAGAGAAAUUCUGACAAACACGUGGCAAGUGGAAAUGGGCUACUCUAAGUGGGUUGAUCUUGCAAUCCUGCUUGGAAUGAUUGUUCUAUAUCGGCUUCUGUUCUUGGCCAUCACUAAGACCAAGGAGAAUGCAAAGCCUAUGUUUAUUACUACAUUUGAGAACAUGGUGAUCCAGCCAACAGAUAGAAGCAAAGGUACUCAGAGAGAGGAUGAGGGGGUUUUCACGACAUGGGAAGACUUGUGGGUGACUGUUGGAAGCGGAAAGAGUAAAAAACCAAUAUUGCAGGGUUUGACUGGGUAUGCCAAGCCAGGACAGCUUUUGGCCGUAAUGGGUCCUUCAGGAUGCGGCAAAACCACACUCCUUGAUGCUUUAGCAGGAAGAUUAGAUUCAAACAUGCAGCAAACAGGGAAGAUUCUAAUCAAUGGACACAGACAAGCACUCGCAUAUGGAACAUCAGCAUAUGUCACCCAAGAUGAUGCUAUGUUGUCAACUUUAACAGCCGGGGAAGCUUUAUAUUAUUCAUGCCAGCUCCAACUUCCAGAUUCAAUGUCCAUGGAAGAGAAGAAGGAGAGAGCGGAUUCUACACUCAGAGAAAUGGGUCUCCAAGAUGCCAUCAACACAAGGAUUGGAAGGGGGACUUCAAAAGGCCUUAGCAGUGGACAAAAGAGAAGACUUAGCAUUUGCAUUGAGAUUAUAACACGCCCGAAACUUCUAUUCCUCGAUGAACCAACUAGUGGUCUUGAUAGUGCAGCUUCUUAUUAUGUUAUGAGCAGAAUUGCCAGUCUAAACAUAAGGGAUGGCAUUGAAAGAACAAUUGUAGCAUCUAUCCAUCAGCCUAGCAGUGAAGUUUUUCAACUUUUCCAUAAUCUCUGCCUUCUGUCUUCUGGUGAAACAGUAUAUUUUGGCCCUGCAUCUGAGGCAAAUGAGUUUUUUGCUUCAAAUGGUUUUGCUUGCCCAAGUCUCUACAACCCUUCUGAUCAUUUCUUAAAGAUCAUAAACAAGGAUUUUGAGCAGGAUCCUGAAGAAGGGUUUGGUAAAAGAGUAACCACAGAAGAAGCGAUUAAUAUCCUUGUGGAGUCCUACAAGUCAUUUGAAAUUCGCAAACAAAUUCUGAAGGAAGUGGAAGACAUAAGCAAAAGUGAUUCUGAUGCAAUUGGGAAAAAGAGAACCCACGCUGCAUUCGUUACCCAGUGCCUUGUUCUUAUAAGAAGAUCUUCCCUGCAUAUGUACCGGGACAUAAGCAAUUACUGGUUACGUCUUGCUGUGUAUGUUGCAAUAGCUACAAGUCUGGGUACUAUAUUCUAUAACGUGGGCUCAAGUAUUGAAUCUAUUCAGGCUAGAGGAUCGCUGCUCACAUUUUUUAUUUCAGUCCUCACUUUCAUAACCCUUAUCGGUGGAUUCCCUCCAUUUUUAGAGGAAAUGAAGGUAUUUAAACGAGAGAGGUUGGACGGACACUAUGGUGUUACUGGUUUUCUGAUUGGCAACACAUUAUCUGCUAUUCCAUACAUGCUACUGAUAUCUCUGAUACCUGGAGGAAUAGUUUAUUGCCUUUCUGGCCUGCACAAAGGACUUGAACACUUUUUGUACCUGACUUCUGUGUUGUUUGCCACUGUUAUGUCUGUUGAGAGCCUCAUGAUGGUUGUUGGGAGCUUCUUAUCCAAUUUCAUAAUGGGGAUGAUCAUUGUUGGUGGAGUUCAAGGAGUCAUGAUAUUACUUGGUGGUUUCUAUAGACUGCCAAACAAACUCCCCAAACCAUUUUGGAGAUACCCUUUAUAUUAUGUUUCAUUCCACAAGUAUGCCGUCCAAGGGUUGUUCAAGAAUGAAUUUGAAGGUUUAACAUUUGCCAAUGAUCAUGAUGGAGACAGCAAAACCACUACUGGCAGGGAAAUUCUGACAAACACAUGGCAAGUGGAAAUGGGCUACUCUAAGUGGGUUGAUCUUGCAAUCCUGCUUGGAAUGAUUGUUCUAUAUCGGCUUCUAUUCCUGGCCAUCACUAAGACCAAGGAGAAUGCAAAGCCUAUGGUUGCAGCUAUUGGUUGUCCCCCAAGCAAAAUCAUGGUGACCCGCAGAGAUUAGCAAUUAGACACCCAAUGUCACAUUUUAAGGUAAAAAACAAUAGGUUGGUCAGGGGUAGCGCGUGUGUUAGUGUUAUUUUCUUCCUAAAUUAUCUAAGAUAUUGUUUGGACAUGUCAAAUUCCAACUGCAAGGGAGCAAACAACCAAGAAAUUCUCAAGCAGUCACAAUUUGUAAAUAUCUAUGGGGAAAGUUAACUAUAAGUCAACAUUAGUGUGUCAAAAACUUCUGAUAUACUUAUAUGUCUAUAUAUAAAUACCUUGAUCAA
This is a messenger RNA of Neltuma alba, 4156 nucleotides long. RefSeq names its product ABC transporter G family member 2-like. Gene Ontology annotation, cellular component: membrane. Gene Ontology annotation, molecular function: ATP hydrolysis activity; ATP binding; ABC-type transporter activity. Lineage: Eukaryota; Viridiplantae; Streptophyta; Magnoliopsida; Fabales; Fabaceae. The record is from RefSeq and is a predicted model, not a curated record. The transcript has 16 exons. The coding region runs from base 1 to 3891 and encodes 1296 amino acids.